Clunio marinus is the source of this 3364-nucleotide messenger RNA. Lineage: Eukaryota; Metazoa; Arthropoda; Insecta; Diptera; Chironomidae. The record is from the annotation of a GenBank genome assembly.
AGUGUGCGUAAUAUUCUCAAGUUUUUUUUUCUUAAAAAGCAAAUCUAACUCUUACUAAUAUUUUUCCAGUUAACUAGGUGUUUCACAAUCUACAUAAGUCAUAAAUCGUAAAGUCUUACAGAGAGUUCUUCUUAAUUUCUUGUUACAACUUUAAGAUCUUUCCAAGUUGACGCAAGAAGCCCCGUAAUAAAAUAUUUAGAAAAAAAUAUUCAAAUUCACUUUUGUAGCUUUUGUUUGGAGUCAAAGCAUUUAGGAGUAUAAUGUAUUCAAAUAAUCACACUCGGCAUCCACCGCCGCAUCAAAUGUAUGCACCACCAGUGAUCCAGCAACGUGAUCCUUAUAAAAGUUCAUCUAUUGGUUCAGGUCCCCAGUUUUACACAAAACCACCAACAACAGUUCCGGCUAAUCAAACAAUAGAAUUUGAUGACGGACCAAAAAUUUGUGUUUUCAUUGGAAAUAUCAGCGAAAAAGUUCCGGAUGGAAUGAUUAAAAAAAUAAUCGCUUCUUGUGGUCCUGUUGCCAAUUGGAAGAGAGUAUCAACAUUUGGAUUUUGUGAAUACGAUGGUCCAAAGUCAGGAGCGAGAGCUGUUCGCUUACUGCAUGGCUUUGAAGUUGAUGGUAAGAAGCUCGUAGCGAAAGUAGAUGCAAAGAAUCAGCAACUUCUUGAUACAGCAAAAGAUGAAGAAAAUAAAAAAUCAGAUGCGAACAACACUCGAACGUCAGACGCUGCCAAUGAGAAAAAGAAUGACGAACUAACAGUAGAUCGUCUUGGGCAGAUUCUUGAAGAAUAUAAAGAAGAAUUGAAAGUUGCUAAUUCAGCUGAAAGUCAAUCCGCACAUCCUCGAAGUAAACAAAUUCAACCAUCAAUUGAGAUUGAAGAGGGAAAACGUGAUCUUAUAAACAAAGAAAUUGGACGUUUUCGAAAGAAUGCUGAAGAGGAAGAAGCCAAAAAAGAGAAAGAUAAAAAGAAGCGUGAAAUAAUUGAGAAAGAACGGUCUGAACGAAGUGAACGAGCACAAGAAAGAGCUGAAAAGAAAGAUCGUCACACUCCAUCACCAGAACCUGAAAGAAAAUCAUCCAGACGACGAUCCCGAUCAAGAUCACGUAAUCGUGAGCGAGAGCGUGAACGUGAGCGUGAAAGAGAACGUCGUGAAGCUGAUCGGCGUCAACGUGAAAUGGAAUUAAGGGAGAAGGAAUUGAGGGAGCGCGAAAGAUUUCGUGAAGAACCAAAAGUGAUGAAGAAUCCCAAAGAGAUUCAACGUGAAAAGGAGAUUGAAGAAGAGAUUUACGAGCAAAGAAGAGCCCAGAAAAAAGCUCGUGAGAAGCAUGAAGAUUAUUUAGCUCGACUUGAUAUUUGGGAGAAUCGUGAACGAAAGAAAGCUAAAGAGUAUGAACGAUUGGAUGAAAAAGAACGCAAACGCGAAGAGAAACGUGAAAGAGAAGCUAAAAUCAUGAAAGAAUUUUUGGAAGAUUACGACGAUGAACGAGACGACCCAAAAUACUAUAAAGGAAAAGCUUACAGAACACGAAUGAACGAUCGGUUAGCUGAAGCUGAUUCAGAUUUGAAGGACAAAGAAGCUGAACGUGAAGAGUUAGAAAAGCUUAAAUCGGAAAUAUUCAGUGGCAAGUAUGACAAUCCAACACAAGAAUUUGAACGUCAAAAACAGGAAAUGGAGCGACGUUACAAGCCCAAGAUUCUAAUUGAUUUGAGCUUAGAGGAGAAUCAACAGCGUGAACAAGAGUCACAACGCGAAAAGGCUCGUGAGAAUGAAAGAGAGAAGGCGAGGGAACGUCGGCGAUCAAUAAAAGAUCGAACUGUUGUUGAUAUGACAGUUGGAAGCAACAUCGAAGGUGAACCAAUUGAUUCCGAUUCAAGCGAUAAUCACUUCGCAUCACCGCCUGUCAAUGAUCAUCAUUCCAAUUCGCGCGAUGGAAUGGAUGCCGAGGAAAUAUCGAGAAACUCUUUAUUAUCAAAUUCAAAUACGCCAACAACACCAAACAGUCCAAGCGCAAAUCAAAACUCAUCAUCAGCACCUGCCAUUGGAAUGGGAUUCAGUUUAAGCUUAAAUAAGAAACGAAAAAUUGAUCCUAAAAGUGCGUUCAACAUGGAUGACGAGGGUGAAGACCUCAAUGGACCUGCUAAGAAGAAACUCGUUCCUUUGGAUUAUGAAGAAAAUGCUGCCAAACAAAAGCAGAAACGUGACAGCGAUUUACAAAAGAAGUCUGAAGCUGAUCUCGCACGUUCACAAGAAGAAAAGCGAAAAUUGCACAAACAAAUCAUCGAUAAAAUUCCUAUUGAGAAAGAAGAUCUGUUUAACCAUCCUUUAGAUCGGCAAGAGAUUGACGGCACCAUCAAGAAGAAAGUUCAGUCAUGGAUUAAUAAGAAGAUUAUUGAAUAUAUUGGUGAGCCUGAACCAACUUUGGUUGAUUUUAUUUGUUCAAAAUUACUUGCUGGUAGCACACCUCAAUCAAUUCUUGAUGACGUUAAAAUGAUUCUCGAUGAAGAAGCUGACAUUUUUGUUGUUAAAAUGUGGCGCUUGCUUAUCUUUGAAGUGGAAGCAAAAAAGCUUGGCAUCAAAUAAAGCGAUGAAUGCUAAUGAGCAUAAAGAGCAAUGUAAGCAAAUCUAUCAACAUUAACACAUGAGUAAAGAUAAAAAAGUAGAAAAACAAAAAAUAUUUCUCUUCGUAUGUUAAGGAAGCACUUUGCUUGCGGAUCAUUCAUUAUAAGGAAGGCCAAUUUGUCAUUAUCAGGAUUUAUCAGAAUUUUCUGGGUAAAUAUUAAAUUAUAAAAACAUUUUGAAAAAUUAAUUAAUCUAAUCGAAGACAAGAGAGGAAAAAAUGAUAAAUGAGAUAAUUGAAAAAAAAAACAAACUUUUUCAAGAGAAAAUUUUAGUUUAAGGUUGAUUAAUGAUAAUUUUCCUCCUUUCCUCACUUCCCCAAUUUAUUCUUAAUCAAAUUUAUUGAAGAUGAAAAUGAAAGAAAAUAAAGAGAAAUAAUUUUGAUGGAAAUGUUUGAAACUUAUGACUGACUGCGUUGGAGGCACAUGAAACAUUUAAAAGAUGCUCGCCCACAUGAGCAGCAAAUGAAGCAAUUGAUCCGGCUGAAAGGUUUGAUGGCGUUGGUGAGACAGCUGUCGUGGAAUAUUGUGCCUGAGGCAACUCAUUUGCCGGUGUUACAUAAUUCAUUUUCAAAUCAAUAUUUGCAAGUGGUGGAAUUGCCGGUGGUUUCUGAAAAACAACUUGUGGCUGUUGAAGUUGUUGUUGCUGUUGUCCCGGCUGUGGUUGGACGUGAGCCUGUGCUUCCAAUUGAUUUUGUUGGUGAGGAGUAUGGUCGAUUUAGUGAACGUGAUGGCGAAGAAUUCUGA